Acomys russatus (golden spiny mouse) is the source of this 1082-nucleotide messenger RNA. RefSeq names its product dual oxidase maturation factor 2 (gene Duoxa2). Gene Ontology annotation, biological process: protein transport. The record is from RefSeq and is a predicted model, not a curated record. Gene Ontology annotation, cellular component: endoplasmic reticulum membrane. The transcript is spliced from 6 exons. Lineage: Eukaryota; Metazoa; Chordata; Mammalia; Rodentia; Muridae. Bases 109 to 1071 code for a protein of 320 amino acids.
UUCGGGACAUCCCGUCUCUGCACUUCUUAGAGGAGAGCCGCGGGGCUCAGACUUUCUUUCCCUCAUCCCAGCUCGCUGUCCGCGUGCAGUUCUCAUACUUCUUGCAGGAUGACUGUGUGGGAUGGGGUGAUGCCCUUUUACCCCCAGCCCAGGCACGCUGCCGGCUUUAACGUCCCGCUGCUCAUUGUCAUCCUGGUAUUCUUGUCUUUGGCCGCCAGCUUCCUGUUCAUCUUGCCUGGGAUCCGUGGCCAUUCGCGGUGGUUCUGGUUGGUGAGAGUUCUCCUUAGCCUGUUCAUAGGUGCAGAAAUUGUGGCUGUGCAUUUCAGUGGAGACUGGUUCGUGGGGAGAGUCUGGACCAAUACAUCCUACAAAGCCUUCAGUCCAGCCCGAGUUCAAGUCCAUGUCGGUCUGCAGGUGGGACUGGUGGGCGUUAAUAUCACACUCAGAGGAACACCAGUGCAGCAGCUGAACGAGACCAUUGACUACAACGAGCGGUUCACUUGGCGUCUGGAUGAAGACUACACCAAGGAGUACGUUGAUGGCCUGGAGAAGGGACUGCCGGACCCAGUGCUAUACCUGGCGGAGAAGUUCACACCCAGCAGUCCUUGCGGGCUGUACCACCAGUAUCACCUGGCCGGCCACUAUGCCGCGGCUACGCUGUGGGUGGCGUUCUGCUUCUGGAUCAUCGCCAACGCGCUGCUCUUCAUGCCCGCCCCCCUCUAUGGAGGUCUGGCUCUGCUCACCACCAGCGCCUUCACGCUCUUCGCUGUCUUCGCCUUCGCCUCGGUCUCCAGCGUGCCGCUCUGUCACUUCCGCCUGGGUUCCUCCGCCCUCACGCCUCACUACGGCGCCUCCUUUUGGGUCACGCUGGCCACCGGCAUCCUGAGUCUUCUCCUCGGAGGGGCGGUGGUGAUUCUCCACUACACUCGGCCCAGCACUCUUCGCUCCUUUCUGGAUCAAAGUGUCAAAGACCGUAGCAAUCAGGCAAAAUGGAACUCGGCCCUCAUCCUCGACAACCCGCAACAUGAGCAGUUUGGGACCCCGGAUUCAAAUAUUACCACUAUCCUGUGACGAGUACUAAC